Molecule: messenger RNA, 6795 nt
Organism: Etheostoma spectabile (orangethroat darter)
Lineage: Eukaryota; Metazoa; Chordata; Actinopteri; Perciformes; Percidae
Gene: stxbp5a
Product: syntaxin binding protein 5a (tomosyn)
Biological process (GO): Golgi to plasma membrane transport; exocytosis
Cellular component (GO): cytoplasm; plasma membrane; SNARE complex
Molecular function (GO): syntaxin binding; myosin II binding; GTPase activator activity
Source: RefSeq, a predicted model, not a curated record
GCUCUGUCAGACAUGCGCAAGAGCUUCAGCAGCAGCACCAACACCACCGCUGCGCUGCGUUUCCGCCUUGGCUGAGCGGCGCACACAGCCGAGAGGGGAGGGGAGGGAAGCCGAGAAGAAGAGCGGAGCCACCGAGACGCAGUGGGCACAGCACGGACUCCGAGCAAAUUACACCGACGCACCAGUAUCCAGGCAGCCCGUCUCCAAAUUCACCCGUCAUCAAGCGACCUGUGCCGUGGCGCGCCCCAGCCUUUCAGCAUGGAGUCUGCGCUAAAAACAAGCUCUAAAAUGUGAGAUUUACGGAGGAAAUCAGAAGAGAGAGCGAGCGAGCGAGCGAGCGAACGAACGAGCGUGUGUGUAUGUGUGUGUGAGAGAAAGUGGCUAUCCCCUUUAUCUGUUGCGGGUGAUCUCAAUUCUGUGCUCUGCAGUCUGAAAAUGAAGAAGUUCAACAUCAGAAAGGUGCUGGACGGCUUGAAAGAGGUGUCCUCCUCCACCCCGUCUGUCCAAGUGGGGCCACAGGAGAACCAUCUGAUCCAGGAGACCCUCCAGUCCGACCAUUUCCAGCUCUGCAAGACUGUCCGUCAUGGUUUCCCCUACCAGCCAUCGUCCAUGGCUUUUGACCCCGUGCAGAAGAUUCUGGCCAUUGGCACCCAGAGUGGAGCUCUCAGAUUGUUUGGUCGUCCAGGCGUGGAGUGUUACUGUCAGCACGAGAGUGGAGCAGCCGUCAUCCAUCUACAGUUUCUCAUCAAUGAGGGAGCGCUGGUGAGUGCUCUGGCUGACGACAGUGUCCACCUGUGGAACCUGAGACAGAAGAGACCAGCCAUCCUCCACUCCCUCAAGUUCAGCAGAGAGCGAAUAACUUUCUGCCACCUGCCCUUCCAGAGUAAAUGGUUGUACAUCGGCACAGAACGAGGGAACAUCCACCUCGUCAACGUGGAGUCCUUUAUGCUCUCAGGCUACGUCAUCAUGUGGAACAAAGCCAUUGAACUGUCCUCCAAGGCUCACCCUGGACCAGUUGUCCACAUAAGUGACAACCCCAUGGAUGAAGGAAAGCUCAUAAUUGGAUUUGAGGCUGGGAUCGUGGUCCUGUGGGAUCUGAAAUCAAAGAAGGCCGACUAUCGCUACACUUACGAUGAGGCAAUCCACUCAGUUGCCUGGCAUCACGAGGGCAAGCAGUUCAUUUGCAGUCACUCAGAUGGAACUCUGACCAUAUGGAACAUCAGAGGCCAGGGCAAGCCCAUACAGACAAUCACCCCACACGGAAAACAGCCCAAGGACGGGAAGAAGCCAGAGCCUUGCAAACCCAUUCUCAAAGUGGAGUACAAAACCACUAGAAUUGGGGAGCCCUUUAUAAUCCUGUCUGGUGGUCUAUCCUACGACACGGUGGGCCGGCGGCCUUGUUUGACGGUAAUGCACGGGAAAAGUACCGCUGUGCUGGAGAUGGACUAUCCUAUAGUAGACUUCCUUACACUCUGUGAGACACCAUACUCUAAUGAUUUUCAGGAACCUUACGCUGUGGUGGUCCUUCUAGAAAAAGAUUUAGUGGUGAUCGACCUUGCACAAAAUGGUUACCCUAUAUUCGAGAACCCCUAUCCUCUGACUAUCCACGAGUCUCCUGUGACCUGCUGCGAGUACUUUGCCGACUGCCCUGUGGACCUCAUACCUGCACUUUACUCUGUUGGCUCGCGGCAGAAACGACAGGGCUACAGCAAGAAGGAAUGGCCUAUUAGUGGCGGAAACUGGGGUCAAGGCACACAGAGCUACCCAGAGAUCAUCAUCACUGGGCAUGCUGAUGGAACUGUGAAGUUCUGGGAUGCCUCUGCAAUAAUGCUCCAAGUGCUCUAUAAGCUCAAAACAGCCAAGGUGUUUGACAGGAAUCGGUCUAAGGAGGACAAGAGCAGCACCGAAGUGUCAGAUGAAGACCCCUUUGCCAUUCAGAUCAUGGCCUGGUGCCCUGAGAGCCGGAUGCUGUGUGUGGCCGGGGUGUCAGCCAACGUUAUCAUCUACCGCUUCAGCAAACUGGAAGUAACUACUGAGGUGGUGCAGUUACUAGAGGUGCGAAUGCAGUACGAGCUGAACGACAUAGAGUCUCAGACGGCGGGGUGGAGGGGAGAACAGACAUCAGCGCUUCCCACCCCCGGUGCCUCACCCAGACAAGCGGCACCUUCAACCUCCACGAGCAGCAACAACUCUGACGGAGGCAACAUACCCUGCCUAAGUAUAGUGCGCAGUACUCCUCUGAAGCAGUCUGCAGGUUACCAGGUAGAUUUGGUGAUCCAGUUAGUGUGGGUGAGCGGAGAGCCUCCGCAGCAGAUCACAAGUCUGGCGCUCAAUUCCUCCUACGGCCUUGUGGUGUUUGGCAACAGUAACGGUCUGGCUGUGGUGGACUAUGUCCAGAAGACGGUAGUGCUCAAUUUGGGGACGGUCGAGCUUUAUGGCUCCAAUGACCCCUACCAGAGACAGCCCCGCUCGCCAAGAAAGUCACGACAGCCUUCUGGAGGUCUGUGCGACAUCAACGAGGGCUCAGCCACAUCAGAGGACCGCUGCAAGUCCCCUACUUCAGUGUUGAUGUCAAACAGCAAUCUACCGCAAUUCUACAAUGGAGGUGGUAGAGGAGCAAAGAUGUCACGGAAAUUAAGCUUGCCUACUGAGCUAAAGCCAGACUUGGACCACAGGGACAAUUCUUUCAGCCGCUCGCGCUCCUCCAGCGUCACCAGCAUCGACAAGGAAACACGAGAGUCCAUCAGUUCCUUCCACUUUAGUGACACCUUCGCCCGGAAAGGGGACAGCGCUUUGACACCCUGCCUGUAUGUGGGCACUACUCUGGGCACCGUGCUGUCUCUAGCUCUCACAUUACCACCUGCUGGGGAGCAACGGCAACUGCAGCCAGUUAUCAUUUCACCUACAGGCAUUUUAGUGCGGCUGACGGGCAGCGUCAUGCGGAUGGCUUUCCUGGACUCAACAGGUUCCAUGCUGCCCCCUCCGUUUGAGCCCUGGUUUGAGCCCAACGUUACAGCGGAUGGUGAAGAAAGAGAGAAAGUCCGUAAGCGCCGGCCUGUCUCGGUAUCCCCUUCUACCUCCCAGGACCUCAACGAGAGUCAGUAUGCUGUGGUGUGUUCCGAGAAACAGGCCAAAGUCAUUUCCCUCCCCUCCCAGACUUGCAUCUAUAAACACAGUAUCACAGAGACCUCCUUCAUCCUAAGGGCAGAUGUGGUGCAGAUGAGCCAAGGCGUGUCUCUGGCUUGUUUCUGUGCCAAUGGCCACAUCAUGACCCUCAGUGUGCCGGGACUGAGACCGCUCAUGGAUGUAAACUACCUGCCUUUGACAGACAUGCGGAUAGCAAGGACGUUCUGCUUCACCAACCUGGGUCAGGCCAUGUACCUCUGCUCCCCCACUGAGAUCCAGAGGAUUACUUACAGCCAGGACACCUGUGAAAACCUACAGGAGAUGCUGGGUGAACUUUUUACACCAGUGGAGACACCAGAGGCACCCAACAGAGGGUUCUUCAAAGGCCUCUUUGGUGGAGGAGCACAGUCGCUGGACAGGGAGGAGCUAUUUGGUGAGGUGUCAGCUGGGAAGGCAUCACGAAGUCUGGCCCAGCACAUCCCAGGCCCGGGUGGCAUUGAGGGCAUGAAAGGGGCAGCGUCUGGUAUAGUUGGAGAUCUGGCGCGCGCCCGGAUAGCACUGGAUGAAAGGGGCCAGAAACUGGGCGAGCUGGAUGAGAGGACAGCUGCCAUGAUGGCCAGCGCAGACUCCUUUUCCAAACACGCCCACGAGAUGAUGCUGAAGUGCAAAGACAAAAAAUGGUACCAGUUCUGAUCAGUGCCGCUGGAGGAGCAGAGCUCCUUGGACACAACUGUCACCUUCCAUUGGCCCAUUUGGACUCACCGUGACCCCCACCCAUCUGUCUGUCCAAUCAUCCAUCCUUCCAAGCCUUCUUCACUGGGACACUUGGGAUUUUCUUCCCUAGCACAAUGUUGAAUACUGUUGUUACCUCAGUCUAAAUGGUGGAACUGAGGGGUAGACAGGGGAGAAGGACAACCUCAGAAGGAGCAAAUAAAUGGUGUCUUUUUUAUGUUUUUGUCUCCUAGUUUAUCUCUGUUCAACUUCUCCUCCGAGGUAGCCAAUUGGCCCAAGCACCUGGAGAUUCAUCAUUCUGAUUUGCCAAAAACGUCCUUUACUGUUGUCUCCACUCCGAGCCCAUCGGGGCCAGUAUUCAAACCAACGAACAUAGCUGAAAAAAGACAAAUACCUAAUGAAGAAACAAACUACAAACAUUCUUAAAAUGUAAAAAGAAGGAAUAAGAAUCUAAAUACAUCAUUAUAUAUACAUAAAUCUAAUAAAUGUGCAACGCUGUAUCCACCUCUGAGUGACAAAAGUACAAAAGAAAGUAAUAAAGCAUCGAGGAGACAGGAGCAGGGUGCGAGAAGAAGGAGGCGUUGAAGUGCCAGGGGAAGUGCUGCGUCAGCGAUGCCUCCUCUAUGCAGAGAGUCACAGGGAGGAAAACAACUUAUUCUGAUGUACACUGGAUAUUUCGUCAUAUCGCUCAACCUGUAGACUCUCCUCUGUAUCUUACAGACUUUCAUAUGUUACCAACAGUGUGUGCGUGUGUGUGUUAAUUUCUAUUUUCUUGCCAUUCCUCUAUUUGUUAUUUGUUGGGUUUUUUGCUCUUGUCUGUAUUAUUGGAAAAUCUCUUAUUUUUCUAUUGUUGUGAAAGUGGAUGAUAUUUGAUUUGUUGAAAAAAAAAAAAAUACAUUUUGUGGCUUUUAUCUAACAACUCAAAUUAAUUUCUCCUUACGAAAAGGGCUGGAAUCUAAAAAGGAGGGCAAGGAUUUAAAAGGCAUAUAUCGUUAAGUACUCACUGACAUGGCAACAUCAGCUGUCUUGACUCUGAAAUCUCUCAAAUCAAGUGCGUAUGAACCACACGUUUAUUGUUUACCCAAGGAUUUAAUUCAUUGACCUGUGUGAUGUGAUGUGAACUGUCUCCCUCACCCUCUAAUGUCAUACGCUUCCACGGUUUGGCUUAGCCUGUGAGUGUGACUGUACAAAUGCUGAGGAGAUCAGUGUUAAAUACGCUAAUAGUCCAGCCAGAUUUGGUGGAGUUUCCAAAUUCUGGAGUCAAUCAAUAUGGAGAUUACAUACACAUGAGUAGUAACCCUAUUUAUGUGUUUUCAUAUAUGCAGGAUAAUAGAGAUACGGACGUAUAAUCCUUUUAAAGGCAUACAUUUAAAACAUAUUUCAGGUUUUGCUGACAGUUGUUUGUAUGAGAAAGUUGUCUAUGUGAUUUAUUUGUUUAUAUUUAUUUAUUGAGGUGAAAGACAGUUGUGUUUGGUGUCAGAAACGUUCACCUCCAUUAUUAUCUGGUUUCUAUUUCCAUAUUUGCAGUGAAGCUCAAAUAUGGUGAAUCUACCAAGCUUUUAAUCUUUAUUUGUAUAUAAGUAAAUAGUUUGACAAUCUAAGACCAACUGGAAAGUUAAUGUCGAGGUUGCUCAAGCAACAGAAGAGGAGAGAGGCCAUAUUUUUUCUGACGCCAAAGAGUUGCUUUAGCUUUUCCAUUGCAUUAUCGUUUGGCUCAUCACUCUACCAGACAGUAUACGGUAAUAUGUGUAAUACAAUAUAACUUCACCCAGGAAGAGCAGAGCCGGGAUCAGGUCCAUUUGGGAAUAUGGUCAUCGUCAUCACGUUUCAGGAUUCAAGAAAUGGAGCAAGUUGCAAUGGAACUCAGACAUUUAUAGUAGUACUGUUUCACAUUAUGUCAUAAAAAUGUAACAUUUGGACUUAUGUUUAAUGUUUGAAGUGGCCUAAAUGUUGGUUGAUAAGGCUGUUUCCUGAACCAUAUCACUACAGCAGCUGAAACACAACUGUGUGUGUGUGUGUGUGUGUGUGUGUGUGUGUGUGUGUGUGUGUGUGUGUGUGUGUGUGUGUGUGUGUGUGUGUGUGUGUGUGUGUGUGUGUGUGUGUGUGUGUGUGUGUGUGUGUGUGUGUGUGUGUCAGGGUUUUUCAGGGUGUGCUCAUGUAAAUUAAGGGAUAUCAUUUCAGAUUUGGGUUGUUUAAUAAUUGAUGUUUGUGUCCUUGUCUCACCAGUGUCCAGUUGAGUGUCUGUUACACUAACUAAAGCCACCAAUGACGAUAAAAAGAUAACAAUAAGAUAAUGUACAAUAGAGGAUGAUCUCUAAACUACGGUGUGAUUUUACUGGCGCAUGUCUGGGCCCAUGCUUCGACUCUGCUUCACUUCAGUCUUUGCCUUUCUCUCUUCCUCAGUAAAUCUACCACUGACUCUCUUGGUUCCACAGCGACAGAUAUGGCCUUCUCUGUGUUUAGUCAGCAUUGUAGUGUGGAUGUUGGUAGGUAGCUCUGUCUUUAUCCCCCAAAGUAAAGAAUAGGAAAAAAACAACUUCAGGAAAAAUAACUAGUUUUAGCUAGAAUUCGUCCCUGAAAACCUGUUCAAUGUCUUUCCCUCCAACCCAACUGUUAUUCAUGUGUUUUAGUUUUUUUUUUCCAUCUUUGUGUGAUUUGUUUCUUGUCCAUACACUACAGUAUGCAGUAUUCUUACCCGAUACAAUCCACACACCCAAGCAACAAGAGGGAGUCCUGUCUAUCUGCCAUAUGCCAUCUUCUGUCCUGGAUUCAACAGCUAUCAGUGGGUUGCAGUAUUUUUCUCAUUGUAGCCAAUUUUCUUGUACAGUUUUAUGCAACUUUCACAUGGAUGUUUAUGACUUUAUCUGCUGCCACACAAAUUUAGAAAUUCUGUAGAUAGAGAUUACUGUGCAAUGGAAAAUAAAAGUUUAAAAUGUU